Messenger RNA from Strongylocentrotus purpuratus (purple sea urchin), 3017 nucleotides. It is a transcript of the gene fech, whose product is annotated as ferrochelatase, mitochondrial. Gene Ontology annotation, molecular function: protoporphyrin ferrochelatase activity. The transcript has 11 exons. The coding region runs from base 117 to 1343 and encodes 408 amino acids. NCBI's taxonomy places the organism in Eukaryota, Metazoa, Echinodermata, Echinoidea, Camarodonta, Strongylocentrotidae. The record is from RefSeq and is a predicted model, not a curated record. Gene Ontology annotation, biological process: heme biosynthetic process.
CAGGGGGAAUCGUAAGACAUCGUACUAGUGUAGUCAUACGUGUAUAUGCAUAUUACGUAAGCAAGUAUUGCCGAAAUCUUCACAGCUCAGGCAGUCACACGGAAGUGUUGAGGAAAAUGGCUCUACUCAAGCAAUUGUUUGCAUUUCGACCCAGCAUGCUCCAGAGAUGUGUUGGUGGAAUGCUAGUACAGGAGUCAAGAUUGAUCUCCACUUCAGUUUGUCAAAGAGCCGAUGCAAGUGGCCAGGAAACAAGCCAGAAAGCCAAGACAGGUAUCAUGAUGUUGAACAUGGGUGGUCCAGAGAACACUGAUGAAGUCCAUGACUUUCUUCUUCGUCUCUUCAUGGACAAGGAUAUCAUUCCUCUACCAGCUCAGAGUAAAUUGGCACCCAUCAUAGCCAGACGAAGAACUCCCAAGAUCCAGGCCCAGUACAAGAAGAUUGGAGGAGGUUCUCCUAUCAAGAAAUGGACCAAGUUACAAGGAGAAGGGCUUGUGAAAUUACUAGACAAACUAUCACCUGAAACAGCUCCACACAAGUACUACAUUGGUUUCAGAUAUGUGAACCCACUCACAGAAGAUACUAUAGACCAAAUGGAAAGAGAUGGCAUAGAGAGAGCGAUUGCGUUCACACAAUACCCUCAGUACAGUUGCUCAACAACAGGCAGCAGUCUGAACGCAAUCUACAGACACUAUGCCAAGAACCCAGAGAUGGUGGCUAACAGUACAAUGAAAUGGAGCGUCAUAGACAGGUGGCCAGUGAAUGCAGGGCUUGUAGAGGCCUUCAGUCAACAUGUACAAGCAGAACUUGAAAAAUUUCCUGCAGAUGUAAAAGAUGAUGUAGUCAUCCUGUUCUCUGCCCAUUCACUUCCUAUGUCAGUAGUGAACAGGGGUGACCCGUACCCUGCAGAGGUGGGUGCAACGGUCCAGAGGGUCAUGGAGAGACUCAAUUUCUCACAUCCCUACCGACUAGUAUGGCAAUCAAAGGUUGGUCCGCUACCAUGGUUAGGCCCACAGACAGAUGAUGCCAUGAAAGGUCUGUGUAAGAAUGGCAAGAAGAACAUGCUACUUGUUCCUAUCGCCUUUGUCAAUGACCACAUAGAGACCUUGCAUGAGCUAGACCUGGAAUACGCCACCGAGCUUGCUGAAGAGUGUGGUGCAGAGCAUGUGAGAAGAGCACCAUCUUUAAAUGAUAGUCCUAUCUUCAUUGAGGCCAUGGCUCAUCUUGUGAGUGAUCAUCUCAAGUCCGGGCAGGUGUGUUCCAGACAGCUCUCCUUACGUUGCCCCAUGUGUGUCAACGAAGUCUGCGGCAAGACCAAGCAGUUCUUUGCUUCCCAGAAGCUAUGAGCAAUGUGAAAGGAGCUAUGAACAACGUGAAAGGAGCUAUAAACAACGUGAAAGGAGCUAUGAGCAACGUGAAAGGAGCUAUGAGCAACGUGAAAUGAUUGCUCUUACUCUCAUGUAGGGAUUUAGCCAAAGAUUGUAUGUAGCUUAGGAUUUGGGGGAUGAGGUGUGCGGGGGCUCGAUCGUCAACCGCUUUGAGGUCAGCUGGGCAGGAGUGACAGAGAGGUAUAGGGGAUGAGGAGGGAUCUGUUUCCUUCCGUGUGCCCCGAUUGGAACGAGCACAACUAUAUUUCUUUUGACAUUGGAUUGUAGGAGAAAAAGAAAUGAAUGUGUACUGUGUUAACAAUAUCAAGAGUAUUUUGAAGCAAGUGAAUCAUGUCCUCGCUACAAAGUAGCCAGAGGCAUGAUCAUUUGGGUUGUCGGUUCCUUUCAUCCAUGGUGAUUUAUUCUUCCUUGGUCAAUGAAAUCACAUGUGAACUAUUGAAAUGAAUUUAACCAAACAAGCUUUCAGUUAGAAUGGGCAUAGAAAGAUAAAGGGAUCGGAUUUUGCUGCCACAGGCAAAGGUCAAAUGUCAUUAGGUCAUGUACAUUUUUAUGUGUACAUGGUAGUGGAAAAUCUCGUCUUACUACAAUAACUUGAGAACCAUGAAAUAAAAAAUUUUCAAACCAAAUUUGGUUUAAAUAUUAAUAAACAUGAUAAGACAAUUUGAUUCGAUUUGGUAUCAGAAGGUCAAAGGUUAUAAAAUCAUGUACAUGUGUAAGUGUAAAGUCGUCUGUUCACAGCCAGAAGGGCGUUAACUCUGCAUUAAACAACUCAAGGAAACAAUUUUAACCAACUUUGAUGAAGUAUUGGUGAAGUUUUUUUUACAUGAAGCAAUGUUUCAUGAACCACAAUGUACUUGGAAACAGUAUUUGUCAUCAUGCGUAACAAAAACCCCAAAGAAGCAACAUUUACCUUUAUAACACUGUGACCGACAAUCAAUUUGCUUGGAACCAUUUCAUUUUUUUCCAAUUUUGUAGCUUUGAUCCUUUUUUUUUGAUUUUUUCUAAAACACAGGGUAGUCAAUUUGUAGUAGGAGUAGAAUUUAAUUCAUUUAUAACAUCUGUCUGACUCUAAAGGUGUUUUGGGUACUGUCUUCAGUAUUUUCUUUCUAGUACUAUAAUAAAUGAUAUUUGGGUUAGUUAAGGUAAUUUAUUCUUCAGUGCUGUAGCAAUGAAUUGUUUUUUGUUAUAUGUGGUAGUCGUAUAAAUUUACUUGUUUUUAUAUUCCUAUUGUUUUUAAUAAUUUAGAAAAGGAUGGAGAAACUGAUGGAGAAAUUUAUGAUUUUUAAACUCUGAAUCAGCAUCAAAUUUCUUAAAAUAAAAACAAAAAAUUUCUUGCCCAGAAGACAAUCCUAAGAUUUACAUUUCUUAUAGGGACCAUAAUGGUUACCUUUGAAAAUGAAUGGGGCAGAAAUAUUAAAGUUUGCAGAUGGUUUAUGAAUGCAAUGUAACAGCAAUAACAAUGUUGUUGCAACUACAAAACUGUUAUUCUAAGACUGAAUGAUAACAGGUUAAUUUGAGAGCCAUGUCAGUGAUAUGUAUUGUCUUCUUUGUAUCAAAUUUGUUUCACAGUUUCAGAGGAAAACUGAUUAUAUAUAUAUUCUGUAAUAAAUGAUGGAUAAAUUAUCACACAGA